Molecule: messenger RNA, 396 nt
Organism: Alternaria burnsii
Lineage: Eukaryota; Fungi; Ascomycota; Dothideomycetes; Pleosporales; Pleosporaceae
Exons: 1
Coding region: 1-396 (131 amino acids)
Source: RefSeq, a predicted model, not a curated record
AUGGAAGGGGCGCUCCAACGUCCCUUCCAUCAGACGUGGGUAAGGGGACCAGAUGUUGCAGGGAUAUACUUCUUAGCGUCCACGCUAAGAAAGACCCACUUCUGUGGGCAUCUUGCCGUAAAUUACGUGCCUAGCAUCGCAAAGCGCUGGCUAUCCGCCGCGACCCAUGCUUCCACCGGCGCUCUACUGUGCCACAGCAACUUGGUACUAGGUAACAGACGAACCAUCUUUAUUGAUUACUUUGCACCAUUUGGCACCAUUGUCGACUCUGGCGGAAUAGGUGCUAUGUUUCAGAUUGUUCCGUGCGGAUCUGGUACCGUUCGUCCCAGGUUCACCGAACAGCGGAGCCGAUGGACUGACACGCUACCGCUAUUACGCUAUAUGCGCCGCAUCUAG